AUUUUGUACCUGCCUCCCAUAGCUAACUUCAACAUGCUUAAAAGAAAGCAGAGUUCCAGGGUGGAAGCCCAGCCAGUAACUGACUUCGGUCCUGAUGAAUCUCUAUCAGACAAUGCUGACAUACUCUGGAUUAAUAAGCCAUGGGUGCACUCUCUGCUGCGCAUCUGUGCCAUCAUCAGCGUCAUCUCAGUGUGUAUGAACACACCUAUGACCUUCGAGCACUAUCCUCCUCUGCAGUAUGUGACCUUCACCUUGGACACUUUACUGAUGUUCCUCUACACUGCAGAGAUGAUAGCAAAAAUGCACAUACGGGGAAUUGUCAAGGGUGAUAGCUCCUAUGUGAAAGAUCGCUGGUGUGUUUUUGAUGGAUUCAUGGUCUUUUGCCUUUGGGUUUCUCUCGUAUUACAGGUGUUUGAAAUAGCUGACAUAGUUGAUCAGAUGUCACCUUGGGGCAUGCUGCGAAUCCCACGGCCACUCAUCAUGAUCCGGGCUUUCAGGAUUUAUUUCCGAUUUGAACUGCCAAGGACAAGAAUUACAAACAUUUUAAAGCGGUCAGGAGAACAAAUAUGGAGUGUUUCAAUUUUCCUCCUUUUCUUCCUUCUUCUGUAUGGGAUUUUAGGAGUUCAAAUGUUUGGAACAUUUACCUACCACUGUGUAGUCAAUGACACAAAGCCAGGGAAUGUAACCUGGAAUAGCUUAGCUAUCCCAGAUACACACUGCUCCCCAGAGCUAGAAGAAGGCUAUCAGUGCCCCCCAGGAUUUAAAUGCAUGGACCUGGAAGACCUGGGACUUAGCAGGCAAGAGCUGGGCUACAGUGGCUUUAAUGAGAUAGGCACGAGUAUAUUCACAGUCUAUGAGGCCUCAUCUCAGGAAGGCUGGGUAUUCCUCAUGUACAGAGCAAUCGACAGUUUCCCCCGCUGGCGUUCCUACUUCUACUUCAUUACACUGAUUUUCUUCCUUGCCUGGCUUGUCAAGAAUGUGUUUAUUGCUGUCAUCAUUGAAACAUUUGCAGAAAUAAGAGUACAAUUUCAACAAAUGUGGGGAACUCGGAGCAGCACAACUUCCACUGCCACCACACAGAUGUUCCAUGAAGAUGCUGCUGGUGGUUGGCAGCUGGUAGCUGUGGAUGUCAACAAGCCCCAGGGACGUGCCCCAGCCUGCCUACAGAAAAUGAUGCGGUCAUCAGUUUUCCACAUGUUUAUCCUGAGCAUGGUGACUGUGGAUGUAAUAGUUGCUGCCAGCAAUUACUACAAGGGAGAGAACUUUAGAAGGCAGUAUGAUGAAUUCUACCUUGCAGAGGUGGCUUUUACAGUCCUUUUUGACCUGGAAGCACUUCUGAAGAUAUGGUGCUUGGGAUUUACUGGCUACAUCAGCUCAUCUCUCCACAAGUUUGAACUACUGCUUGUUAUUGGGACGACUCUCCAUGUGUACCCAGAUCUUUAUCAUUCUCAGUUCACAUACUUCCAGGUUCUUCGGGUAGUCCGGCUUAUUAAGAUUUCUCCGGCAUUGGAAGACUUUGUGUACAAGAUAUUUGGUCCUGGGAAAAAACUUGGAAGCUUGGUGGUGUUCACCGCCAGCCUCCUGAUAGUUAUGUCAGCCAUUAGUUUGCAGAUGUUCUGCUUCGUCGAAGAACUGGACAGAUUCACCACAUUUCCAAGGGCAUUUAUGUCCAUGUUCCAGAUCCUCACCCAGGAAGGAUGGGUGGAUGUGAUGGACCAGACUCUGAAUGCUGUGGGGCAUAUGUGGGCUCCACUGGUUGCCAUCUAUUUCAUCCUUUAUCAUCUCUUUGCAACUCUGAUCCUCCUGAGUUUGUUUGUUGCUGUUAUUUUGGACAACUUAGAACUUGAUGAAGAUCUAAAGAAGCUCAAACAAUUAAAGCAAAGUGAAGCGAAUGCGGAUACCAAAGAAAAACUUCCUUUGCGCUUGCGAAUCUUCGAAAAAUUCCCAAACAGACCGCAAAUGGUGAAAAUCUCAAAACUUCCUUCAGAUUUUACAGUUCCUAAGAUCAGGGAAAGCUUCAUGAAGCAGUUCAUUGACCGCCAGCAACAGGACACCUGCUGUCUCUUCAGAAUCCUCCCCUCUGCCUCCUCCUCGUCAUGUGACAACCCCAAGAAGCCCACAGCUGAGGACAACAAAUACAUUGAUCAAAAACUCCGCAAGUCUGUUUUCAGCAUAAGGGCAAGGAACCUUCUGGAAAAAGAGACUGCAGUCACAAAAAUCUUAAGAGCUUGCACUCGACAGCGCAUGCUGAGCGGAUCAUUCGAGGGGCAGCCAGCAAAGGAGAGGUCGAUCCUCAGCGUGCAGCAUCACAUCCGCCAGGAGCGCAGGUCACUAAGACAUGGAUCCAACAGCCAGAGGAUCAGCCGGGGCAAAUCUCUUGAAACUUUAACUCAAGAUCAUUCGAAUACAGUGCGCUACAGAAAUGCACAAAGAGAAGACAGCGAAAUAAAGAUGAUUCAGGAGAAGAAGGAGCAAGCAGAGAUGAAAAGGAAGGUGCAAGAAGAGGAGCUGCGAGAGAACCACCCAUACUUUGACAAGCCUCUCUUCAUCGUGGGGCGGGAACACAGGUUCAGAAACUUCUGCCGCGUGGUGGUUCGAGCACGCUUCAAUGCAUCCAAAACAGACCCUGUCACAGGAGCUGUGAAAAACACAAAGUACCACCAACUUUAUGAUUUGCUGGGACUUGUCACCUACCUGGACUGGGUCAUGAUCACUGUAACCAUCUGCUCUUGCAUUUCCAUGAUGUUUGAAUCCCCCUUCCGGAGAGUCAUGCAUGCACCCACUUUACAGAUCGCUGAAUAUGUGUUUGUGAUAUUCAUGAGCAUUGAGCUUAAUCUGAAGAUUAUGGCAGAUGGCUUGUUUUUCACUCCAACUGCUGUCAUCAGGGACUUUGGUGGCGUCAUGGACAUAUUUAUCUAUCUUGUGAGUUUGAUAUUUCUUUGUUGGAUGCCUCAAAAUGUGCCUGCUGAAUCAGGAGCCCAGCUACUGAUGGUUCUUCGGUGCCUAAGACCACUUCGGAUAUUCAAACUGGUACCCCAAAUGAGAAAAGUUGUUCGAGAACUUUUCAGUGGUUUCAAGGAAAUAUUUUUGGUCUCCAUUCUGUUGCUGACAUUAAUGCUUGUUUUCGCAAGCUUUGGGGUUCAGCUCUUUGCUGGAAAGUUAGCCAAGUGCAAUGACCCCAACAUUAUCAGAAGGGAAGACUGUAAUGGCAUCUUCAGAAUUAAUGUAAGUGUGUCCAAGAACUUAAAUUUAAAGCUAAGACCUGGAGAGAAAAAACCUGGAUUUUGGGUGCCGCGUGUUUGGGCGAAUCCUCGGAACUUUAACUUUGACAAUGUGGGAAAUGCCAUGCUGGCAUUGUUUGAAGUUCUGUCCUUGAAAGGCUGGGUAGAAGUGAGGGAUGUCAUUAUUCAUCGUGUGGGGCCGAUCCAUGGAAUCUAUAUUCAUGUUUUCGUAUUUCUGGGUUGCAUGAUUGGACUGACCCUUUUUGUCGGUGUAGUUAUUGCUAACUUCAAUGAAAACAAGGGGACAGCCCUGCUGACGGUAGAUCAGAGAAGAUGGGAAGAUCUCAAGAGCAGAUUGAAGAUCGCACAGCCUCUUCAUCUCCCACCUCGGCCGGAUAAUGAUGGUUUUAGGGCUAAAAUGUAUGACAUAACCCAGCAUCCAUUUUUUAAGAGGACAAUCGCAUUGCUGGUUCUGGCCCAGUCUGUGUUGCUAUCUGUCAAGUGGGACGUCGAGGAUCCUGUCACGGUUCCCUUGGCAACAAUGUCGGUCGUCUUCACCUUCAUCUUUGUCUUAGAGGUUACAAUGAAGAUCAUAGCAAUGUCACCAGCUGGGUUCUGGCAAAGCAGAAGAAACCGAUAUGAUCUCUUGGUGACAUCACUUGGUGUUGUGUGGGUGGUGCUCCAUUUUGCUCUGCUGAAUGCAUACACCUACAUGAUGGGAGCCUGUGUGAUUGUCUUUAGAUUUUUCUCCAUCUGUGGAAAGCAUGUGACAUUAAAGAUGCUCCUUCUGACUGUGGUUGUCAGCAUGUACAAGAGCUUCUUUAUCAUUGUGGGAAUGUUUCUCUUGCUGCUGUGCUAUGCCUUUGCUGGUGUUGUUCUGUUUGGUACUGUAAAGUAUGGAGAGAACAUUAACAGACAUGCCAAUUUUUCUUCAGCUGGCAAAGCCAUUACUGUAUUGUUCCGAAUUGUCACAGGGGAAGACUGGAACAAGAUUAUGCAUGAUUGUAUGGUUCAGCCUCCAUUUUGUACUCCAGAUGAAUUUACAUACUGGGCAACAGACUGUGGCAAUUAUGCAGGGGCACUUAUGUACUUCUGCUCAUUCUAUGUCAUCAUUGCCUACAUCAUGCUGAAUCUGCUUGUAGCCAUAAUUGUGGAGAAUUUCUCUUUGUUUUAUUCCACUGAAGAGGACCAGCUUUUGAGUUACAAUGAUCUUCGCCAUUUUCAAAUCAUAUGGAACAUGGUAGAUGAUAAAAGAGAGGGUGUGAUCCCCACCUUCCGAGUGAAGUUCCUGCUACGGCUGCUGCGUGGGAGACUGGAAGUGGAUCUUGAUAAAGACAAGCUCUUGUUUAAGCACAUGUGCUAUGAGAUGGAGCGGCUGCACAAUGGUGGUGAUGUCACCUUUCAUGAUGUCUUGAGCAUGCUUUCCUACCGCUCUGUAGACAUCAGGAAGAGCCUGCAGCUAGAGGAGCUACUGGCAAGGGAGCAGCUGGAGUAUACCAUAGAGGAGGAGGUGGCUAAGCAGACUAUUCGCAUGUGGCUGAAGAAGUGCUUAAAACGCAUCCGGGCUAAACAGCAGCAGUCAUGCAGCAUCAUCCACAGCCUGCGAGAGAGCCAGCAGCAAGAGCUGAGCCGAUUCCUGAAUCCUCCCAGCAUUGAGACCACCCAGCCAAGUGAGGACACCAACGCCAACAGCCAGGACCACAAUAUGCAACCCGAGACAAGCAGUCAGCAGCAGCUCUUGAGCCCUACUCUGUCAGACAGAGGAGGAAGUCGACAGGAUGCAGCAGAUACUGGAAAACCCCAAAGGAAGAUUGGCCAAUGGCGUCUGCCCUCAGCCCCCAAACCAAUAAGCCAUUCAGUAUCUUCAGUGAACCUACGGUUCGGAGGAAGGACAACAAUGAAGUCUGUGGUGUGCAAGAUGAACCCCAUGCCAGACACAGCUUCCUGUGGCUCCGAAGUUAAGAAGUGGUGGACCAGACAGCUGACCGUGGAGAGUGAUGAGAGUGGAGAUGACCUCCUGGAUAUCUAGAUGGGAAGCAAGGCAUAGGGAGUCACAGGGUGAAAACUAUUGCCUAAUAGCUUCUUUUAUCAUUGAGACAGAAAACUGUAAUUGCUAAACACUAAAUUUCACUGAAGCAUGGGAUUUUCAGAAUUGAGUUUUGUUCAUUUAUUAGAAUGGUCUCUCAAAGAGUAUGAUGUUUUGGAUUAGUCGUGUAUUUAAAAAUGUUUGGGGCUUAGAAUAUAAGUCAGUGAAAGACCACUUGUCUAACCUAUGAAAACCCCUGUGUUUGAAUCCCAAAAAUACAAGAAAAGAAAGAAAAUGUGUAUUAUGCAGUAUUGAUAAUAUUAGAAGCUGCAUUAAUAGUAAAUGUAUAUUAAAUAUUUAUGUAUUCUGUCUGUGUAAACUACGCUGUAUUCAUCUGCACUCUUAUAUGUCAAUACUACCCCUCUCAAAGAGUGCUAAUCCAAAACUGGCCCAUAUUUAUAGUACAAAAGAUAUAGCUCUAAUUCACUUUUUUACCCCAUUUCCAAUAGAAAUAUUUCCCUUGGAAGAAAUUAUUUAUGAUUGAUCUGAAAAGGUCAGUACUGAGCUCGUGCUAAAACAAUAGCAGCUUCAAAACUAUAGAUUCUGAAUUUUUAAAAGCAUAUUCUUUUUCUCAUGUUAUUUUUAAAAAUAUGUUUAAUUUUUUAAAAAUCAGGACAGUUUGAUUUCUGUUUUCAAGUACUCUGAUGGGACUGUUGCCUGCUUCCAAGAAAGUUACAUGUGUAGGUCCCAUGUGAAAAAAUUGGCUACAGAUGCUAUUGGUAUAUAAUAAACCUGUAGGUGUAUUACUUCAUGGAUCUGAUGAAACAAAAGUACUUUGAAAUAUUUUUAAAAUCCUUUAAAUAAUUGAGUUUAGAAAACAGAAUAAAAGUGUUAGAUCAACUUAGCUGAAAGUUUACACUUGAGAGGUUAGUGUGGACGUCAUGGUUUAUCCUUGCUGUAGCCAUUGAAUGCUAUGAAUCAACGGGAGAAUUAUGAGUUGACUUUAAUACACCAUUACUAUGCUAGAUCCAAAAUAAGUUCCCUGCUCCCAGAAUUAUGUAUGGAAAUAACAGAAGGGUACAAAAACCUCACUCUAAACCCCUUUGGGAAUACCACAAUGUAACUGUGUUUUCCCCCCACACAUCAAUGGUCCAUGUCCUCUGGGAAAAGUAGAAAUACAAAAAUAUUGGAAAGAACUGAUGGACCCUGGCUGGGCAGCGUCUCCCCUGAGUUGUCAUUAUCAAUUUCAUAUUUGAUGAUCAGAUUAUUUUAAGAGAUUGAGUGUGUAAAAUUCCCUGAUGCCUAGGUUGCUAUAUGAUAUCCUUUUCUCUAUUUAACCUUCUUCAAAUAGCCAAACAUCACAUUCUUCCUACAUACAAGAUGUGAUAUAAUGUACCCAUCUACUGCUUAUAUGAUUACUUGUGACUAUUAGAUAAUAGGCAAUUCAAGUUCAUGCAGUCAAAGGGAAUUUUUAUUGGGUUUUAUGUUUAUUCAGAAUUUGAUUUUUGAAUAUAAAAUCAAUAAAAUAAAAAUCUAAUUU
Messenger RNA from Arvicanthis niloticus (Nile rat), 6787 nucleotides. It is a transcript of the gene Nalcn, whose product is annotated as sodium leak channel, non-selective. The record is from RefSeq and is a predicted model, not a curated record. Gene Ontology annotation, cellular component: plasma membrane. Gene Ontology annotation, biological process: monoatomic ion transport; positive regulation of synaptic transmission, cholinergic; positive regulation of synaptic transmission, GABAergic. Lineage: Eukaryota; Metazoa; Chordata; Mammalia; Rodentia; Muridae. Gene Ontology annotation, molecular function: monoatomic cation channel activity.